Molecule: messenger RNA, 12454 nt
Organism: Nomia melanderi (Alkali bee)
Lineage: Eukaryota; Metazoa; Arthropoda; Insecta; Hymenoptera; Halictidae
Gene: Myo10A
Product: unconventional myosin 10A
Cellular component (GO): cytoskeleton; myosin complex
Molecular function (GO): ATP binding; cytoskeletal motor activity; protein binding
Source: RefSeq, a predicted model, not a curated record
AAUCGCGUCGUGAACGCAGUCGUGGUCCGGUCGUCCGGGAACGCUCGAAAAAUCGCGGACAAAACAAGGGGGAGACGAGAAAUUUUUCCGUGCGACUCUCGGCGGUUUCGGUCCGGUGUCCUCUGACGUGGUCGGCUGUUCCGGUUCCCUGGACGGGCGAGAGACAAAAGUGCCCGGCCGUGACACACCUGUGCGACUAACGCGAAAUUUUCGUAUCGGCGGAUCCCAGCGCCGGGCAACAACCGGUCGCCCACAGCGCUGCAGCGUUUUCCUCUCUGUUUCACUUCUCCUUUCCACCGUCUCCUUUGUUCGACCGCUCCUCGCCGUCCUCGUGGUUUCUCGUGCGGGUUGCGUGCACCGUCGUCGUGCACCAGUGCAUCGCUCGUAAUUCGUCUGCUCGUGGAAAUUCUCCCGUGGUGACACGUCCAGGGACCAGGGGACCGGGUAGGGAAGAUUUUUAAAGGAGAACAGGAAGCCCGAGCACGCCAGAGAAGCGGACAACAACAAUCUGGCCAGCCCGCGCAAAAUGAGGGUAGCCCGUUCCCUUCGACGGUUCUAACACUGUGUCAAGAUGUACUCUGAGUGGCAAAAGGGUGAAUUGGUGUGGUUCGACCCAGGUGUCGGCCACGUGCUACCAGGUGAAGUUCUGGAGUACCACAGGGCUGCCAACGUCCUCUCCGUUCAAGCAGUGAUCGCUGGCAAGCCGCAGAUCUUCACUCUCACCAACUUGAGCGGAGUGAAGCCGAGGCAGGAUCUUGGGCAAAAUGGAGUCGAAGAUAUGAUUCAGCUAACCGAUCUCAAUGAGGCCUCUUUAUUAUGGAACCUGAAAAUUCGAUACGACAAGGAGUUGAUAUACACGUACACGGGCAGCAUCUUAGUGGCAGUGAAUCCUUAUAAAAUGUUUGACAUUUACGGCCUGGACCAAGUGAAACUCUAUGAAGGACGAAUACUCGGGACCCUGCCGCCUCAUCUGUUCGCCGUGGGAUCGUCGGCGUAUAGUCAAGUAACAGCCGCGAACAACGCGAGCGCGAACCAAGUAGUGGUUAUUUCCGGUGAAUCCGGCUCGGGGAAAACGGAGUCCACGAAACUCGUGAUGCAGUAUCUAGCCGCCGUUAAUCGAGCGCCGAACAAUCUCGUCACCGAGCAGAUCCUCGAGGCGACGCCAUUACUCGAGAGCUUCGGGAACGCGAAGACGCCCAGGAACGACAACAGCAGCCGAUUCGGCAAAUAUUUAGAGGUCUAUUUCAGAGAUGGAGUGAUCGUGGGGGGAAGAAUAACCCAGUACCUGCUCGAGAAAAGCAGAAUAGUCACGCAAGCGUCGGAAGAAAGGAAUUAUCACGUCUUCUACGAGCUUCUGGCUGGUCUGGACCAGCAACUCAGGGACAAAUACGGAUUGCUCACGCCGGAUAAGUACUUCUACCUCAAUCAGGGUGGAAACUGCGAAAUCGAUGGGAAAAGCGAUGUCCAAGACUUCAAAGCUCUUUUAUCCGCCAUGCAAGUGUUGGGAUUCACUUCCGAGGAACAAGACACGAUCUUCAAGAUUUUAGCUAGCGUACUGCACCUCGGCAACGUUUAUUUUCACCGGAAACAGAUGAGACACGGCCAGGAAGGGGUUGAAGUCGGCUCCGAUGCCGAAAUUCGCUGGGCAGCUCAUCUUCUUCAAGUCAAUUCCGAUGGGAUCAUCCGGGCGUUGACGACUAAAACUACAGAAGCCAGAAACGAGAGAGUCUUCACCGCGUUGAAUAUCGAUCAAGCUCUGGAUGCCAGGGAUGCCUUCGCAAAGGCACUGUACAGUUCAUUGUUCUCCUGGCUGGUUGCCCGAGUAAAUCAUAUCGUCUACAAGGGUACCAAACAAACAGCAGCCAUAUCGAUCCUCGAUAUAUUCGGCUUCGAGAACUUCGCGGAGAACAGCCUGGAGCAGCUGUGUAUUAAUUAUGCGAACGAGAAUCUGCAGUUCUACUUUAACAAGCAUAUCUUCAAGCUGGAGCAGCAAGAGUACGCGAAAGAAAAGAUCGACUGGACCACCAUUAAUUACACUGAUAAUUUACCUGUUAUUCAUCUGAUCGCUAAGAAACCAGUCGGAAUUUUGCAUUUGUUGGACGACGAGAGUAAUUUCCCCAAAGCGACAGACCUCUCGUUCCUCGAGAAGUGUCAUUACAAUCACGCUCUGAGCGAACUGUACUCGAGGCCGAGAAUGAAUUCAGCCGAGUUCGCUAUUAAGCACUACGCCGGCCAAGUUUGGUACAACGUCGAAGGUUUCUUGGAUAAAAAUAGGGACACUCUGAGACCAGACGUCGUGGAGCUAUUAAUAAGCAGUAAAAUAUCGAUGGUCAGCAAAAUGUUCCAGCACGUAAGGACAACUCACGAGGCUAACAAAACGAUGAAUAAACCAAACGGCAGAUUUGUUACCAUGAAGCCUAGAACGCCGACAGUGUCUGCUCGUUUCCAUGACAGUCUGCAGCAACUUCUAGACUCCAUGUCACAAUGCAAUCCGUGGUUCGUGCGAUGCAUCAAGCCAAACACGGAGAAGGCGCCAAUGAAAUUCGACAUGCCUUGCGUGCUCGAGCAACUUCGUUACACUGGAAUGCUCGAGACGAUCCGUAUACGGAAAACGGGUUACCCUGUUCGACUCCUUUUCGGACACUUUGUUGAUCGUUAUAGAUACCUGGUGUCUACGCAUUUACCUCGGGGAGCACCCAACAAGGAACUCUGCCGCAUAAUACUCGACAAAGCUGCGUCCAAAGAGGCGCAAUCGCAGUAUCAGCUGGGCCUGACGAGAGUGUUCCUCAGGGAAUCUCUGGAGAGGACGCUGGAGUACAAUCGAGCCCUUAUCUUAGAAAGAGCUGCCAUAACUGUUCAAAGGUACACGAGAGGAUUCCUCGCGAGAAGGAGGUUCCUGAACAUUUCGCGGAGCACUGUGCUGAUCCAAGCGGUGUACCGCGGUUAUCGGGAAAGGAAGAAGUUCAAGGCGCUGAAGAAAGCGGCGCUCAUGGCGCAGAAGAUAUACAGGGGGAAGAAACAGCGUGAGAAGUUCAAAGUCCUGAAGGAGGAAAUGGCGAAGAGAGCAGAAAUCGAGAGAGCCAGCAAGGAACGAGCGAAAGCGAAGCAACAAAGAGAGGAACAGGAGAGGACGUCGAGGGCUGUGGCUGGCGUCAAUCACUUGGAGAUACCUGCCGAGCUCGCCUUCAUCUACAGCAAACUAGACGAUUGGCAGCCAACCCACACAGAGAGGAAUCUCCUGAAAGUGGUGGGCCAGGUGAUCCCGGUGCACCACAAUUACAGCCUGCCGCCGGACAUCGAUCAGCACCAGUUCUCCAAGUUCACCAACAUCUACUUCAAGAGCCAUAUCUUUGGCAUGAAACGGGAGCCGAUAAAGACGCCGUUCUUAACGAAAGCCAGGGACCAAGAUUACACGGACUCGCUGAUGAUUUUCAAGAUGAUCCUCCGGUUCAUGAACGAGAACAAUCUGAGCGGCAAAAGGGAGCAGGCGCUCGGCGACUACAUAGUGAACAAAGGUAUCGUGAACGAGAAGCUACGGGACGAGAUUCUCUGCCAGCUGGCGAAUCAAACGUGGAAGAAUGAGAACGACGCGAACAAAGAGAGAGGCUGGCUGCUAUUGUCGAACUGCCUGUCCGCGUUCCAGCCCAGUCCCACGUUGUUCAAAUACUUUCUCAAAUACGUGUCCGAUCACGCGUACGACGGGUACAAGGCGUACUGCCAGAGGAAGCUGUUGCAAGGCGAGAGGACGAUAUUUAGGAUAAUGAGCAACAAUCAACAGAUCGUGCACCACGUGCCCAGGAAUUAUCCGCCGUGCGUGCUGGAGUGGCGGGCGAACAGGAACCGCGUCAACAUGGCGCUCAGCGUGGGAUUCUACGAUGGUGAAUCGGUUACCUGUGCUGUGGACUCGUGGACAACCUGCGAGGAACUGGCAAAUCUCGCGGUUCACAACCAUGGCGUGGAUAAUUCCGGUUGGACUAUCACUCUGUGGAACCAGUUGGACGGCCCGGACGCCAUUGUUACGGAGACGAACGGCUUCGAUUAUGUUCUCGAUUUAAUAUCCGAGAUGGAGCUGGCUCCUGCUUUCCCUGCUGCUAAACACAUGUUCCUGGAACAGAGGAAGAAUAGUUUCCCACCUAUUAAAAAGAGAGAGCACACACAGAUAAUCCGAGAAUUAGAGCAAGAAAUCGAACCGCCAGUGUUGAAGACUUUCCAGCCACUCGAACGGAAACCAGUGCCGAAAGUUGUGGACAAACCUGUCGAACCGGAAAUCCAGUCGCCUAGACGACCAGCUGUUCCUCCGCCUCAACCACCGGUGGCGAAACCAUCGGCAAGGAAGCAGUCUCACGAGGCCAUAUUAGAAACCACAACAGCAACAGGCUUGUCUCGAAAAUCAGCACUGAACGACAGGUAUUUCGAGAGAGAGAAACAACGCAGUCGCAGCCUGGACAAUCUUCUUCAACCGGAAGUAGUACUGCCUCCGGUGAAACUGGCGAAUCUUGGCCUGUCUUCGUCGAAACUGAACGAACGUUACCACAGCCUCGAGAGAAUCGGGGAGACGUCUGCGGUCAGCAACGUUGAAUACAUGACCAGAUCCGAAAUCGUGCAGGAGAGGAAGUACAGCAGGAUAACCAGGUCGACGGAGCCGAAUAUCGAGGAGGAGGACUUGACGAUCGAUUUCGAGUAUCCCGACAUUCAAUCGGUCAGUCAGACUGGACGAUCAGAGGACGACAAGAAUAGCUAUAUCAGAUCGCAGACUAGGUUCAUCAAAUCUCAAUAUCCUGGUAAACGAGCACUGCCAGGCAGCCAAUCGAGCCGAGCGUACAUCGAGAAGAGCGAGUACGGCGUGAAAUCGUCCGCCAUGUCUGACACGAGCGAAGCUCCUUCCCUGGCGUCGCACGUGAGACGCGUCAGGGUGCCUAGUCAGGCUUCGGAUGUGGAUCAGUUCCUGGACGAGCUGUUCAUGCCGGUUCUCGACGGUAAUCUCGACGAGUUGUCCGACGCGAGGAGCCUGGCAGCUAGCAUCAAGGGUACCAGUGAAGACAGAAGUCAAGGGGAUGCUAUUAUCCUCGAGUCUCUAAACAAACCCAUCAGUGAACACGAACAAAACAAAGAAAACAGUGACAACACGAGUCAAGAAGAUGUUGGAAUCAGUCCCCUAAAUACUAUCAGUGAUACAACUAAAGAAAAAUGUGACAACAGGAGUCAAAGAGAUUCUGUGAACCUAGAUUCUCCAAAGACAAGUGACAAAGAAAACGAAGACAGUGAAAAUAGGAAUCAAAGGGAUCUAAUCCUAGAUUCCACAAAGACGACAAGUGACAGGAGAGAGAUCAAAGUAAAAAGUGCCAGGAAUGUCGAAGAUUUCGUGAAGCUGAUGUUGGCAGGCUCCGAGGAUGAACCGAUCACAGCUGAAGUGCUCCAAGAGAAGAUCAAAGGCGGCGGUAACAUGGACAUACCUAAUCAAAACGCGACGUUCAACUUCAGCGCGAUCACUCCAGGAAUGAUGUCUCCGCCGAUGAUGAUGCCGAUGUUCAGCGCGGCGCAACAGGUGCCACCAGCUCAGAGCACCAGCAUGAACAUGGGCGCAGGUUUCAUGCCAAUACCGAUUUACAGCAUGCAGGGGCUCAGUCUUCCGCAGUAUCCUAACUCGCCGCCCAGCCAGAACAACGAAAUGAUGGCCUACCAGCAGAACGUGCAGAGAGCGUUCUUGCAGAGCGCCAUGGCGCAAAACAUUCAGAUCCAGCAGCAACUGCUAGCGCAGAACCAGGCUCUCCAGCAAUUGCUCGUGCAGAGCCCGCAGAACUCGGGCCAGCAACCGGGCACGGCGGUGUCCGCGGGCCCCUCCAGUAUCAAUCUUGUCCCCCCAGCCCCCCAAAACGGCGCCCAAAUCGGGCCGAACGAUUCUAUCGGACGCUACUCCAAGGUGUCGUUUAGGGAGCCCGAAGACGGGGAGCUCUGGUCAACGGAGAAGCAAGGGGCGCCGGUUCAAUCGUCGACGAACGUACAGCGCCAGGAGGUAACUGUCAAGGCUCAGAUCCAUCGAUCGCAGAGCCCGCCGAGGAAGAACUCGGAAAUCGUUCGGAAAACCAGCGUAGAAUACGCUGUCCGGAAAGUGAGCGUCGACAGAAAGGUCGGCGAGAAGAAGAUCUCUAGCGCUGCGGAUCAAAAGAGGUCCAGCACGAACAAGAACAACGUGCAGAGUAAUUUCACGAACGUGUUGAGCGAACUGAAGAAUCGGAAGAGCAGCGUCGACAGCAAUUUAUCGAGUUCUAGUAACAAUAAGGGGGUGCCACCCCCGCCGCCUAUGCCACCGCCCUUGGAAUCGCACGACCCAUCUGAGUCGAGGCCAUUCCUUGACCCUUACGGCAGAGCUAAGACGGUUCGAAUUGGAAAAUGGAGGUGGCCGCCUCCGAGUGAUUCGAACGAGAAUCAAAGCCAGGACAGUUUCAUAGAGUUUAAGAUGCGCCAGCAGCAACAACAAAGGAAAAUAACCCCGCAAUUCGGUGAAUACAAUCAAGGAGACGGUGAACCCAGCACGGAAGGCGCAGUCGAAUGGGAAGAGUUUGAGAUUGAAAACAUUGUUGGCAGCGAAGAAAGGACAGUGGUGACUCAUACGCCUGUCCCCGCGACUAAACACGAGAACGGAUACAAGGAGGAGGGAGAGAAGAAAAAGAAGAAGUCGAAGUCAGCGUUAGAGGUAGGAGCGCAAAGACCGUCGCCAGGUAGCAUCGGAAAACUGAAGCUCAGCUCGGAAAUGAGACAAAGACUGGAAAAGGUGACGGCUAAUCACAGCGUGAGAUCAACGAAAACCACCGAGAAACCGGCUCUGCCGCGCGACGAUGACAAAGUGAAGCGUUUAGAAGACAAUAGGAAGCUUCUUCUCGAGCAGCAACUAGGAGGUCGAUGGGACGAUUACGCAUCCACGGCCGAUGACACGCAAAGCGUCACUUCAAAAGGCACCACAGACAUGAUGACUCAAGCCCAGGUAGUUAGAACCCAGAUUGAGAGGAUGGAGAGGCCUGUGCCACCUCCGCUUCCGGUCACACCUCCGCAACCCCCUAGUCCACGAGGUGGAAGCAUGUACAGUAACAGCCAAUCCGGCGUACCCCAGCCAAGGUCACCUCCGGCGCCAAUCGAGCCAAAGACUCGAGACACGUUCCGGGCAUCCCCGGACUCCGAGGCCUUCGAGCACUUCUCCAAAGCGCAGCGCGACAUGUUCAGCCACAGCAGAGACAUAUUCGCGUCCCAGCAGCACCUGAGGGAGAGCCACGAGUACAGGAACGACUUCGACAAGCCCAGGUCCCAGGACCAAAAGUCCAAGGACUUCUACAGCAAAGACAGCACCGACCUGGCCAGCUCCGCCAGAGACAGAAGCUCCGAUUUCGAUUCCCGCCGCGAUCUGAACUCGGACAUCUUCGAUCCGAAAUACGCCAGGGACAUCUUCGAGAAUUCCAGCUCCAAGAGAGACCCUUUCGGAAUGACCAGGGACGUUUCUCCGAAGUCCAGGGACAGUUUCGGCAUGCCAUCGUCCAGAGACUUCGGUGUCAUGCCGAACACCAGGGAGUCCUUCGCUGCAGCUAGGCAGAGCUUCAAGAAGCUGGACCGCGAAGUCGACAGGAGGUCCAGCGUAGCGUCCACUCAUCGAACCGACAAAAUGGAGAGGAUCGAGAUCGAGGAAUGGCCGGAGUUCCUCAGACCGGUGUUACCGCCCGCUGACAAGCCUGAAAUAGAGAAAGUUCAGGAAGUCAUGAAUACCAAGCUCUAUCCUCAAACUUCUACAGCUCACUUCACGUACAACCGAGUGACUUGGACUUUGAGGGUGAAGAAAGAAGUGUUCGCUCCUAAUGAAACCCUGAAUAGUCCCCUGGCGCUGCAUCUUGUCUUCUGCCAGGUGGCUUACGACGUCCUGGCGACGUCCAGUAUCAGAAUCACUAAAGAGGACAGACAGAACAUGUUGAAGAUGCUGGACAAUUACGGAGUGACUUUGGACAAUCUGCAGAGUACUCAGCACAAGAUCACGAUUAAGAAGAACGUCGUUGAUAUGGCGAAGCAAUGGCCGCUGUACUUUGCUAGGAUAUUCCCGGUAUCGAUUGGCCCGCAACACCCGGAGACUCAACACGUGGCUGUUUCUCACCAUGGUCUGCGACUCGUGAAACGCACGCCGCAGGGGGACCUGGUUAUCCUGGAGACUCUGCCUCUGGAGGAUAUUGUCUCUGUCAGCUCUCCGCGCGCCGGCGUCUGCGUAAUGCAGAUUGCAUCGGGCGUCAGGCUGCCUUUGCAUACGAACCGAGCACCGCAGUUGACGGAGAUGAUCGGCACCUACAUCAGACUGGUCGAUCAGAAGCCGCUGCACAAGUCGAACCACCACGAGAACCACGUAUCCCAGAUCACGAAAUCGAUCCAGUCGCAGGCGAAUCACGGUUCUUUGAAUCACGUCCAGUCCCACGGUCAGUCUAAUCACGUUAUCUCGAAUCACGAGAACCACGUGCCGGCGAGUCGUGUGCCGAACCACGUGUCGGCGGCGAACCAGACGAACCACCAGAAAAACCAGCAGAACCAGCGGCUCAGCCCGAAUCAGGAAUGGCGGCAACCGGAAGACAACGGCAGGCUGCAAGAAGAUGGCAUCUACGAGAGCGGACCGGUGGUGAACGACGGAAAACACUCUCUUUUGCAGUACGCCAUGCUGAAUUUCAGACAGAGCACGGAGAAAUUCGAGAUGUUAAAGACGGCGGAUGGCUCCAUAAGCGGCUCCCUGAAAGUCAUCGAGUCGCUCAAGAGCAAGAAGAAGAACAAGAAGAGUAAAGGUCAACAAGACGGCGCGGAAUGGACCUGGAAGGAACAGGUGGACCUCGUCAAGUACUCGCCUGUGCCGAUCGAGCAGAGCCUGCUCAGGCUGGACGCUGAUUUGAGCGGGCUCGCGGUCGAAUGUUUCCUUUGCCUAAUGAGGUACAUGGGCGACCAGCCUCUGCCUCCGGACACCAGCGAAGUCAAGUGUGUUUACACUAUUCUGAUGCACUGCCACAAGUACGAGCAACUCCGUGACGAAGUCUACUGUCAGCUGAUGAAGCAGACGACGAACAACAAGAGCCCGAACCCGGACAGUUGUCAGCGUGGCUGGAGGAUCUUCAGCAUCGUCGCUGCCUAUUUCACUUGCAGCGACGGUUUAAGGCCCUACCUCACCAAGUACCUCGAAACAGCAGCGUACGACAAAAGAAGGGCCUAUCACGGCACCGCCACGGUGUGCCUGCAGAAUCUUAGGAAAACUGUCAAAUACGGAGGAAGGAAGAAUGUGCCGAGUGUCGAUGAGAUCAUGGCGAUCAGCGCUGGCAGAAAUGCUAAGAGACAGAUUUAUAGACUGCCUGGUGGAACGGAGAGGGUUAUCAAUACGAAGUGUACGACGGUUGUGCAGGACGUUAUCGAAGAAAUGUGUAAUAUAAUAUCCGUUAGACAUCCCCACGAAAUGGAUGAAUUCUCGUUGUACUGUAUCGUCGACGGCGACGCGUUUACCAUGCCCUUGGCUAGAGAUGAAUACGUGCUGGAUGUGACUACUGAACUUCAUAAGAAUCAUCAAGUGUUCUAUUUAAUAUUCUGCAGAUCCGUUUGGUACUACCCUCUCAGAUUGGACGCACCAUUGUACAUAGAAGUUGUGUUCAACCAAAUCGCUCCGGACUACUUGGAGGGUCUUCUCCUGGUUCUGCCUGGCGAGCAUUUACCUCAAGAAGUUGUAUACGACAUGGCGCAGAUAGCAGCCCUUCUGCACAGAGCAGCAGACAUGACGCACGAGCCGACCACGAAGGAAAUUAAAUACUUACUGCCAAAGCCAGUGCUCAGUUUGAGGGAACCGCGGCCGCAACAAUGGUCCAACAUGGUUCAGCAAGCGUGGAACAAUGUGCAACACAAUACGGUUGCCGCGUGCAAGGCGCAGGUUCUCGAAAUUUUAUGGAAGUGGCCAUUAUUCGGAUCCAGUUUCUUCGCCGUGAAAAGGGUACCCGAAGGAAAGGAAAAGGGCGGCGAUCAUAUUUUGGCGCUGAAUAGACAUGGAGUGCAUUUCAUUGAUCUAAUCACACACGAAACCUUGCAUCACUACCCAUAUUCCGAGGUGAUAUCCACGCGCAAGGUGAAGUCCGAGGAAGGAACCCUGUAUCUGGACAUGAAAUGCGGGAAUCUGAUGCAGCAACGCAUCACCAGGCUCCAAACGGAGCAAGCCCACGAGAUCUCGCGGCUAAUUAGACAAUACAUCACUAUGGAGCAAAGGGCAACCAAUAAUCAGGCCACCGGGAUCGGUUUCGGGAUGAGAUAAGGCCCACGGAUCCUCCCUUUCAUCGAUUAAUCCAUCGCGAAACGUUGUACAUACCUAUUUAAAGGGAAGAAAGUAUAAAAUACAAUAAACUUACGUCCGAGGAGUCUGUAAACUAAGAAACAUUAGACUAAACGUGGUUUAGUAACGUCUAGCAAAGUCCAUGAACCAACAAAGCUAACAAACUUAGAUCUUCGAUCGUGUUUCCUGCUCCUAAUCGAUUCUCCAAUGAAAAUACGCGAGAAAACACCAACGUUUCUCACGUUGAACGCAGGAGAAGCACGGAAAGGGACAUUCGAGUAAACAAUCGGGCGUAAAUACUUCUAUUCGCGUCCAAAAAUUCAAUCGACCGCGAACAUUCCCAAAUUUCGCAUCGUGUCCCGUUGUUAUUUAUUUAUUAACGAAGAAGUGAUUGUAAAAACGCGGUAGGGCUAUUCGGUUAAUCAGCAAGAGGACAGAGGGAAGUCUUUGGAUUUGUAAAUAUGUUUAGAAAGUUUUCUAGCGUCAAAAAGAACGAAAGACCGCGAGGAUCGGUGGAUAGGAGGAGAAACCGAAACUUUCUUCGGAAAGUUCUUCGCGGAUCGUCCCGUGCGCUUCCUUUUUUUCUUGUUGUCGGAAUUCAUUUUCAUCGACGACGACGGACGAUUUUGUGAAAACGACCGAUUUGUGUCUCGAUACGAAGAUCGUUGCGUUCCCUUCGAACGCAUCGAGUCCGAUCAAGAUUCACGGAGGAUCGAAGUGUUAUCGUAAAAUAAGGACUUGAUCUAGUUGCUGAAGAAGAAAGUUCUUCGUUGUGCAACGAGCCGAUUCUCGUACGUGACACGUGGACAUUGACGAAUCGAAGGGAGAGACGAGGAAAAAGAACGAAUGCUCAAGUAUCUAAGCGAUUACUCUCGGCUCUGUAAAUACGCGUUUAGAAACGUUUUAGAAGAGGGAGGAGGAUCGAGAGAUCGAAGAAGAGAAAUCGACGGUCCUGCGUUUGAAACUCGAAUUUUCUGACAGUGUCCUCUUUUUUUUUAUUGUUUUAUUUUUCGAUUUCAUGUUCGUUGAUGAGAGAAGAGCAGAGCGCGUUGAUAGUCUCGAUGAAUGUUAACGUCUGCCGAUCGAUUUCUUUUUCUUCUCGAUCGUGACGGCGAGCUUCCUCCGUUCCGACGGGGAGACGGCUGAUUGCUUAAUUAUUACGUUGUUUUAAGAGUUAAUUAAUGGAGUCUCGGUGUAGAGUUGUUUUUUAUUUAUACGAUACGUAAGAAAAAGAAACGAUACGGUCACGAUUUGCGAGAUGAUUUUAUUCUUAAUGUAAAUCCGUUUGAAGACUAAUCGUUUAACGAGUACGUUAUGAUGGAGACUAACAAGCUACGGUUACAUGUUAUCAUAAGGAGACAUUAUUAAUAAUAAUUGUACGUAUUGCGUAUCGAUGUGAACGGAGGUGUUAAACUUUAUAUUAAAAUUUCUACAUAUACGUAUACCUGUCGAAUUCGUGUUCCAUUCUCUUAUCCUCUGUUUUACAGGAAAAUCCUUUCGAACGAUUAAUAGACGAUUGUCUAUAUAAAUCCAUACAUUCACAAAACAUAUUGCUAAACAGACAAAUGUCGACAGGAUAUUAUUAAGUACACGUUUAUUGACAAUCGAAGGCAGUGAGCGAAAAUUCGAUUAAAUACAAACUCCACAAUAAAUAUAUUCAGCUUACCGCUAAGUAUUCGGUGAAGGGAGAUAUCCCAGUCUUCAAUAAAAUGUAAAAAAUUUCAAUCAGGGAUAAACUGACUUUCUCAUCGAAUGUACUUCUUCCGAAACAACUGGCGAACGUCCACAUAUAAUGCCACAGAAAAAUGAAUUUAUCACUAGACUCUGUACACCCGAUUAACACCAUUUCUACCGAAGGUGUCAAAGGACACCUGAAAUUUUAACUUACAAUCCUUUCCUCAGUUUAACAAUUUUUCCCCAAUUGAAUUUUUGACAUUUCCUAUGAUUAAUGUUAUAAUCGUUAUUGGUAAAGUCGAAGGUCAAUUCAGAAUGUACAACUAAGGUUGAAAAAUAAUUUUAAGCCGAAAAUUCGACACCUCGGUAGAAAUAGUGUUAACCUCUGAUAAGUUACUUGCAGUAACCUAUUGUAAAAUAGAAAAAAAAUUCUUCGCACAAGACUUUGCCAAAUCUCUGAAGGUU